Molecule: messenger RNA, 4150 nt
Organism: Synchiropus splendidus (mandarinfish)
Lineage: Eukaryota; Metazoa; Chordata; Actinopteri; Syngnathiformes; Callionymidae
Gene: spopla
Product: speckle type BTB/POZ protein like a
Exons: 11
Coding region: 1871-3097 (408 amino acids)
Biological process (GO): proteasome-mediated ubiquitin-dependent protein catabolic process; regulation of proteolysis
Cellular component (GO): nucleus; cytoplasm
Molecular function (GO): ubiquitin protein ligase binding
Source: RefSeq, a predicted model, not a curated record
UUUCCAUUUUGAUAUUGACAUUACAUAAUUUUCUUGACAGGUUCUAACUUUGCUAACUUGUGUCCAACUAGUACUAAGAGUAUAGUACUAUUGACUAUGGUGCAGAAAACAAGUAAAUGUAUCAGCAAUUGGGAAACAUUUUGUUAUUGUGGCCUCUUGAUGUGUUCUGCCGACAAACAUCCUUUUGUAGUUGUGUGAUGGCAGAAAGGAGUCAUGCUUCAGUGCAAUAUUGUUGAGGUUUGCUAAAUAUUUAGUACUGAAGAAAGUAGAAAUGCCUGCAAAUUUUCCAUUAUGCUUAUGUAAUAAUGGUGACCUCACCCUUUGGUAAUGAAAAUAGUGGCAGACAGUAAUACAUUUCUCACAGAAAAUGCAUGGUCACUACCGGUGGAGGAGCGAACAGUCAUGAUGCCCAGCCAACAUCAUUGUUGAUUGAGAGAUGAAGGAUGUAACCACCAAAAAAACAAAAGUCAUGUAAUUUACUACAUCUGUUGACUCGUGACAUCCGAAGCGUUCAUAAUGAAUCCUUCUAAAUGUUGCUUUGAAGGAUAUAUAGGUAUAUAAACAAUGUUUAUAUACUUCAAAAAUCCAAUCUUUGCAGAAUACAGUAAGAUUCUCAUCAUGGUCCGUGAAUAGUGUGCAUAUAUGGACCAUAUUUAUAUGAAUAAUUCAUACACUAUAAACAGCUGAAGGUGUGGCGGCUUUUAUUUUGCUGUGGUGCUCUACCACGAUUCUUUACUUGUAGCAGAAAUCCUAUAACUGAUCCUUUUUUAAAAGUAUGUACUCAAGAUAGUUUGUAUUGUUUGCUUCUAACUGUAAGUAUAAUUUACUCUUCAAAACAUGGACACAACAAGGGGCUCUCUAUUUAAUGUAUCGUAUGAUCAGGGUAUGUGUAUCUAGUCACGGAAGAAUGCGAUGGGACUUUUGAGCAGAAAUAGUCUACUUUAAGAUAUCAUUUCCUCCAUAUCACAUUUCAUCAGUAAGGCCACUGGCAGCCAUUUGGAAUCCAAAGUGUAUCCCAUUAUGUGAUUUCUGGCCUUAGGGUUUCUACUUCUUCAGUAUUGGCCAAUGUGCAACAAGCUAGGUAACAGUAUUUGGGCACACCAUGACUAGCUGGAAUGUUUAGAUCUUUGGGUGGGGGAUGGAAUUGGUUGGGAAAUGAAUGAUCUCACCUGCACCUUUGUCAGCUGAUGUUGAAAUAAAACAUUUCUCAGACUCAAUUCCCCCAAAUAUAUUUCUGCAGUUUGAAAUUAGUGCAUCAGCAAAACAUCUGUUCACAAUGAUUCAGUAUAAAUGGCCAGUUUAGGAGUAACUGCACGCUAGUUGAACGUAGUUCUGGAGAUUAUAGCAAAGUUGCAUGCAAGUCUUUUCUCUCUCAUUUUGCACCUGGACUUGAUAAUUGAUGCCCAUUGAAUAUCCCAAACAGUCCCUUUCGACAGUAGUGGACUGGAUUUGUUGCAUCUGUUGCAUGUUGGAGAUGGAAUUCCUCGACCUGGGUGUCUUAUUGUCAACUUCCUGGUCAAUGUGCUUUGUUUGAGCUUCUUGGUAGCUGUGGGUUUUUGUACAUUUCCUUCAAAGUGUGAUGGGAUAAAGGAAGCAUUGAUGUUAAGCAUCUUAUCAGAUUACCUCAUCUACCAAUGUCUUUAAAUUGUGUCACACUUGACACUUCUUGAAUAGGGCUGGGUUAAAAAAAAUCGAUUAAUUCGAUUUAGUGUUGAGUUCAUUAAACUCUUCAAUAUUGAUUCAUAGAGCAUGAUAUCAAUGUACGCGUCAUUGACGGCAGACGUUUACAUCCGGCUGAAGCUUAGAAGUCUGCAUAUAAACACACACUAUGGCUGACGCAGGUGACGGCUGGAUGUCACUUUAAACACAGAUGUAUAUGACGCGCUUUAAGGACGUGAGUGCUACCUCUGAACUGGAGAUGUCACGGGUUCCAACCCCUCCCCCUCCUGGGGAGAUGUCAAGUGGACCGGUGGCAGAGAGCUGGUGUUACACACAGGUCAAAGUUGUGAAGUUCUCCUACAUGUGGACUAUAAAUAACUUUAGUUUUUGUAGAGAAGAAAUGGGGGAGGUGUUGAAGAGCUCGACCUUUUCCUCUGGCCCUAAUGACAAAAUGAAGUGGUGUCUGCGAGUCAAUCCAAAGGGACUUGACGACGAAAGCAAAGAUUAUCUCUCAUUGUAUUUACUUCUUGUUAGUUGUCCAAAAAGUGAAGUCAGAGCUAAAUUUAAAUUUUCUUUGUUGAAUGCUAAACGAGAAGAGACUAAAGCAAUGGAAAGCCAAAGAGCAUACAGAUUUGUUCAAGGCAAAGACUGGGGCUUCAAAAAGUUUAUCAGAAGAGAUUUCCUCCUUGAUGAGGCGAAUGGACUUCUGCCUGAUGACAAGCUCACUCUGUUCUGUGAGGUGAGUGUUGUCCAGGAUUCUGUCAACAUUUCGGGCCAGUCGAACAUGAACAUGCUUAAAGUACCCGAGUGCCAGUUGUCUGAUGACCUGGGGAACUUGUGGGAGUGUUCACGCUUCACAGACUGCAGCCUCUAUGUGGGAGGGCAGGAGUUCAAAGCCCACAAAUCCAUAUUAGCAGCAAGAUCUCCUGUGUUCAAUGCCAUGUUCGAACAUGAAAUGGAGGAGAGUAAAAAGAACCGUGUUGACAUUAGUGACGUGGAUCCUGAGGUCUUUAAGGAAAUGAUGGGGUUCAUUUAUACUGGAAAGGCCCCAAAUCUUGAGAAGAUGGCUGACAACCUGCUGGCAGCUGCUGAUAAAUACGCUCUGGAGCGUUUAAAAGUCAUGUGUGAAGAGGCGUUGUGCAACAACCUCUCAGUGGAGAAUGUGGCCGACACCCUCAUCCUCGCCGACUUGCACAGCGCUGAGCAGCUCAAAGCACAAGCCAUAGAUUUUAUCAACAGGUGCAGUGUCCUGAGACAGCUGGGCUGUAAAGAUGGAAAGAACUGGAAUAGCAAUCAUGCUACGGACAUAAUGGAGACCGCAGGCUGGAAGUCAAUGAUCCAGUCGCACCCUCACUUGGUAGCUGAAGCUUUCCGCGCCCUGGCCUCAGCCCAGUGUCCGCCCUUUGGUCUUCCCAGGAAGCGUCUAAAACAGUCCUGAUCGUGCCCCAGGACUGUGCUCGUGGUGUGAAGAAAGAACUAGCGAGGGUACCAUUCUAUUUCCACCAAAACUGAACACACUUGAAUAAAGAGGAGUGGAGUUUUCUGACCAGGGAUGAGGGGAGGCUUGCAAUUGGACUACUGGCAUCAGUGGAUUUAGGGGGAAAAAAACGGAUUGAAUUGAUGUUUGCUUGCUUGGUUUGCUGCUCCAACUGAACAGUGUUCAGUCUGGGUAGCAAAGUCAAGCUGCCUGCUACUGUUUAUUUCCUGUCAUUUUAAAAGAAAUGGCCUUAAUAUAUCUGCCAUUGCUCUGGAGCUGCUCUAGAGAACUUUGUCUCUCUUAACUCUGUGCCUGCCUUCGUCACAAAGACCAGGCCUCCUCCAGGUUGCACUAGUUCCCAUCAGUAGUCAUUUUGAUAUGGAGUUCGAUAGGAACGUAACAAAGGUUUGACUAAAUGGGAAAUAUUAUAUAUUUGUAAUGUUUAGCCCGUUUUGUGACUAGACAUUAAAAAGCAUGAACACUUUCAGUGCAAGGUCAGUUCUUUACACUUUUUAAAAGAUGUGUAUGCCCCAUAUUGAUGGCACCAUUUCUAUGUAAAUGACCGUUGAACCAUCUUCAGAUGACCCGUGUUUAGGAAAGUCUGACGUAUUGCUUCUAUGUGUGGGGGAAUAAUAGUCUGCCGUUCCGAAGACCCAAGUGUCAAUUCCUAUUGAGACAAAAAUUGUCCUCCGUUUAGGCGAAACAUGAAAAGAAAAAGCAUCAUUGACCCGGUCUCUCUCAUUCGACAUAAUUCCGAUCAUAUGUCUGUGAACUGUUUUAGAUACAAUCUUGAUAAUUCUUUCCUUAGUAUUGCCAACUUGCAAAUAUUAUAUAUUCUCAAUAUAUUGUGGUUAACAAAAAGUGGAGAGACUAAUGCAUGGUGAUGUUAUUGUCAAAGAAAGUGUCCAAGUACAAUUUUUGUAACGACUUCUCGUCUGCAUUUAUCCAACAUAUUUGUGCAGAACUAAAUGAACCGAGUAUGUGCAAAAAAAAAAAAGAAAAAAAAAGACCUUU